This is a messenger RNA of Harmonia axyridis, 1178 nucleotides long. Its product is annotated as (Lyso)-N-acylphosphatidylethanolamine lipase-like. Lineage: Eukaryota; Metazoa; Arthropoda; Insecta; Coleoptera; Coccinellidae. Gene Ontology annotation, cellular component: lipid droplet. The transcript is spliced from 6 exons. Bases 61 to 1050 code for a protein of 329 amino acids. The record is from RefSeq and is a predicted model, not a curated record.
ACUGGAUUCACUUUCAGUAUAGCUUUUUCUCAACUCACAUUCAUACCGUUUUUUCGCAUCAUGGAUGAGAUGCGUGCGAUAUUUGAUUGUAGAUUAGUUGAAGAGGAGAGAAAGAUAUUAUCUGUUUUACCAUCCUAUGAGAGCGAGUUUGUACCCAUAGAUGUCAGCUUUGCAGAAGACCAAAAAAUUUGGACGAUAUCAGUCAAUACAGGUUCAUCCAAUACGCCCAUAGUGUUGUUACAUGGUUUUGCCGCCUCUCUUGGUUUUUGGUGUUUGAACUUUGAGCCUCUUUCAAGAGAUCGACCACUAUAUGCCAUCGAUAUUCUAGGCUUCGGACGUUCCUCCAGACCACACUUUAGUGACAAUAACUUAGAGGUUGAAAGACAAAUGGUUGAGGCCAUUGAAGCAUGGAGAAAGCAAAUGAAAAUAGAGAAAAUGAUCCUAUUGGGACACAGUAUGGGGGCAUAUUUAUCAGGACUGUAUUCCAUGACCCAUCCAGAAAGAAUUCAGCAUUUGAUUCUGGUUGAUGCAUGGGGUUAUUCUGAUAAGUAUGAGAAACCCUCGAUCCUCCUGAAAAUUCUUUCCUUCAUAUUCUGCAAAGUUGAUCCUCUUGAAAUCAUACGAUGGAUGGGUCCUCAGUGGGGUCCAUUUGUUAUGCUGAAAACAGUACCUGACAUUUUCGUUAAAGUUGGAGAUAAAUUGAAUGAUCAGUCGAUAUUACCAAAGUAUUGUUUUUACUGUAAUGCCUCGCAGGAACCAACAGGUGAAAAGGCAUUUUACAGUUUGAUUCUCGGACUUGGAUGGGCUAAAUCUCCAUUGAUCAAGAGGAUGCAUAAAUUGGAUAAAAACAUUUCUAUUACGGUCCUAUAUGGUUCCGAUACUGUGAUGGAUAGCCAAAUGGGUCCUAGAAUAAAAGCCCUCACACCAGAUUCUUUCGUCGAUAUCAAAGUAGUUGAUAAAGCAUGGCAUCACAUAUACUCUGAGAACGCCAACCAAUUCAAUGAAAUAGUUUUGAAUGCUUGUCAGUUUGCUGACCAGAAGAAACUUUGAUUACAAAAAAAGGGACAGAAUCAUCAUCUACAAAAUUUGUCUACAGGAUAUUCAUCUUUCAAUAAACCAUUUUAUUUUCAAUAUUGAUGAUUCAAUUACGAAUGAUUUAAUAAAUCAAUAAAAUGAGA